Wyeomyia smithii (pitcher-plant mosquito) is the source of this 2177-nucleotide messenger RNA. Its product is annotated as heat shock 70 kDa protein cognate 4-like. Gene Ontology annotation, biological process: protein refolding; cellular response to unfolded protein; vesicle-mediated transport. The record is from RefSeq and is a predicted model, not a curated record. The transcript is spliced from 3 exons. Bases 173 to 2122 code for a protein of 649 amino acids. Gene Ontology annotation, molecular function: misfolded protein binding; ATP-dependent protein folding chaperone; heat shock protein binding. Gene Ontology annotation, cellular component: cytoplasm; plasma membrane; cytosol. Lineage: Eukaryota; Metazoa; Arthropoda; Insecta; Diptera; Culicidae.
GUGGGUGUUCGUUUGCAAAUUAUAAGAUCACCCGUUGUCCGCCACUGUCGCUAGUCGGUGAAAAAACUUUGAACAGAUCGGAACGCAUUUUGUUAAGCGUUUUUCUGCGCUACUUCCGUAAGCCUUUAAUUUCUUGCAACAACAUAAUUUUUAUAUUGAGAAAUACACAGCCAUGGCAAAGGUUCCAGCCAUCGGUAUUGAUCUCGGAACUACCUACUCCUGUGUGGGUGUGUUUCAACACGGCAAGGUAGAUAUUAUCGCAAACGAUCAAGGCAACCGGACAACGCCGUCCUACGUGGCGUUUACCGACUCCGAGCGGUUGAUCGGUGAUGCAGCAAAAAAUCAGGUGGCGAUGAAUCCAAAUAAUACUAUUUUCGAUGCGAAGCGUUUAAUCGGCCGUAAGUUCGAUGACCCGACAGUACAAUCGGACAUGAAGCACUGGCCGUUUGAGGUGAUUAGUGAUGGUGGUAAACCUAAGCUUAAGGUUGAGUACAAGGGUGAGAAGAAGAGUUUCUUCCCGGAGGAAGUUUCAUCGAUGGUACUGACUAAGAUGAAGGAAACGGCCGAAGCCUACCUGGGUAUUAAGAUUGCCAAUGCCGUGAUUACGGUGCCGGCCUACUUCAACGACUCACAACGUCAGGCUACGAAGGACGCCGGAGCGAUUGCUGGGUUGAACGUGCUUCGAAUCAUUAACGAACCAACGGCUGCUGCUAUUGCCUAUGGAUUGGACAAAAAAGGCGCUGGAGAGCGAAAUGUUCUUAUCUUCGAUUUAGGGGGUGGCACCUUCGAUGUGUCUGUUUUGACCAUCGAAGAAGGUAUUUUCGAGGUGAAGUCUACGGCCGGUGACACUCACUUGGGUGGAGAAGAUUUUGAUAACCGCAUGGUUAGUCAUUUUGUUGAGGAGUUCAAGAGGAAACACAAGAAAGAUAUCUCAUCCAAUAAACGUGCCUUGCGACGUCUGCGCACGGCUUGCGAGCGUGCGAAACGCACCUUGUCAGCUUCCACCCAGGCUAGCAUUGAAAUUGAUUCGUUAUUUGAGGGUAUAGAUUUCUAUACUUCGAUCACCCGCGCUCGAUUUGAAGAGUUGAACUCGGAUCUGUUCCGGGAUACGAUGGAACCGGUAGCGAAGGCCCUUCGCGAUGCUAAAAUGGAUAAAGGAAACAUCAACGAUAUUGUCUUGGUUGGCGGUUCCACGCGUAUCCCGAAAGUACAAAAGUUGCUGCAAGACUUUUUCAAUGGUAAGGAGUUGAACAAAUCAAUUAAUCCUGAUGAAGCUGUUGCCUAUGGUGCAGCGGUACAGGCAGCCAUUCUACAGGGUGACACCUCUGACGCUGUCCAGGAUCUUCUUCUGUUGGAUGUUACGCCCCUGUCGUUGGGAAUUGAAACGGCCGGAGGUGUUAUGACGGUCCUGAUAAAGCGCAACACAACCAUCCCGACCAAACAGACUCAAACUUUCACCACCUAUUCGGAUAAUCAGCCAGGAGUGUUGAUUCAAGUGUUUGAAGGUGAACGUGCCAUGACAAGGGAUAACAACUUGCUUGGCAAGUUCGAGCUCAGUGGAAUUCCCCCCGCUCCGAGGGGAGUUCCACAGAUUGAAGUUACUUUUGACAUCGAUGCAAACGGUAUUAUGAAUGUAUCGGCCAUCGAAAAAUCGACCAACAAGGAAAAUCGCAUCACCAUCACCAACGACAAGGGCCGCUUGAGCAAGGAGGACAUCGACAGAAUGGUGAAUGAAGCGGAAAAGUUCCGCAGCGAGGAUGAAAAGCAGCGUGAGAAAAUUACCGCCAAGAAUGCUCUUGAAUCCUACUGCUUUAACAUGAAGUCCACUAUGGAGGAUGCCAACCUCAAGGAUAAGAUACCGGAGUCGGACAAAACGUUGAUCCUGGACAAGUGUAACGCUGCGAUUGCGUGGUUGGAUGGUAAUCAAACUGCAGAAAAGGAAGAGUUCGAACACAAACAAAAAGAGCUGGAGGCCGUCUGCAAUCCGAUAAUUCAGAAGCUGUACCAAGGUGCCGGCGGUAUGCCAGGUGGAAUGCCUGGCGGAAUGCCCGGCGGAGCACCGGGAGCAGGUGGUCCUCCUCCAUCGGGGACUGCCGGACCGACCAUCGAAGAAGUGGAUUAAGCCUUUCUUUUCGCUUUCGAACAUGUGAAUAAAAGACUAAUCCGAAGUAAUUUCA